Zymoseptoria tritici IPO323 is the source of this 918-nucleotide messenger RNA. RefSeq lists its product as uncharacterized. NCBI's taxonomy places the organism in Eukaryota, Fungi, Ascomycota, Dothideomycetes, Mycosphaerellales, Mycosphaerellaceae. The record is from RefSeq and is a predicted model, not a curated record. The transcript is spliced from 4 exons. The coding region runs from base 1 to 918 and encodes 305 amino acids.
AUGCCGAUAUUACGCGCGAGCUCUCUGCGGAGCUUCCAGACUGCUUUGCGAUCCACCACUACCCGGGCAACAGCACGAGCGGCCGCUCCAGCCCGAACGCAGCUGGUUGCGAAACGCUUCAACAGCAGCGGCGGCAGCGGUGGUCAUGGGCACGGAGAGCCUUCCUCUGACCUCCCAUGGCUCUUGACCGCUUUGGUGGUUACUCCACCAGCGGCAUGGUACCUCUGGCCGGAAGAGUCGCACGACUCUGGACACCACGGAGACCACGAUGGUCACGGCGACGAUCACGCUGAAAAGGCCGAUGAGGGAGAGGAAGAGGCUCCUGCUGAGGAGGAGAAGUCAGAGGAGAAGGGCGACGAGAGUGAGAAGUCAGAGGAGAACUCCGAGGACAAGGAGGAGAAGUCUGAAGAGAAGUCUGAGGAGAAGGAGGAGAAGUCUGAGGAGAAGGAAGAAAAGUCCGAAGACAAGAAGGAGGACAAGUCCUCCGACGACAAGUCCUCCGACGACAAGUCCUCCGACGACAAGUCCUCCGACGACAAGUCCUCCGACGACAAGUCCUCCGACGACAAGUCCUCCGACGACAAGUCCGAUGAGAAGUCCGACGAGAAGAAAGAUCAAAAGGACAAGAUUGCCGAGAAGGACGAAGUCAAGACAGCUGAGAAGAAGCAGGGUGAUGAUUCGACCACUUCCGACAAGGCGAUGAAGCUCGGCGAAGGAGCUAUUGCAGCUACCUCGGCGAGCAAGCCUAAGGGCAAGUCGCAGGGCGACAUCACCGUCAAGCAAGGCGGUAUGUCAAACACGGAUACGAAGCACUCUACAAAGAUUGGAGCUGGAUCCGAGAAAUCGACAAAGGGCGAUGGCAAUCCGGAAACUGCGAAGUCGAAAGGCACCGUCGAUCCCAACGCGCCCGUGAAAUAA